Myiozetetes cayanensis is the source of this 3623-nucleotide messenger RNA. RefSeq names its product CRACD like (gene CRACDL). The transcript has 12 exons. The record is from RefSeq and is a predicted model, not a curated record. NCBI's taxonomy places the organism in Eukaryota, Metazoa, Chordata, Aves, Passeriformes, Tyrannidae. The coding region runs from base 357 to 3365 and encodes 1002 amino acids.
CAUUAGAUACAGGGAUCACUUGGUGAAAGGAUCAGGGCAGUGCUAAUAACUCACACUUCGGGAAGGCAGAGAGUAGCCCUGUGCUGGAUAACUGAUGAGACACAGGGUGCACUGUCGAAGUCGAGCUAAAUCAAGACUCAGAAUUCUCUGUGGAAACUUGAAAGUAUCUUUGCUGGGUUUGCUGCCACUUAAACGUUUGGCAAGGUGACAGAUCCCUUUUGAAACACCAGUAGCCUUUUGUGAAGGCUACUUUUUGAAUCUGGCAAACAGGAACCUACGCAGGUGCACAGCGUUCAGUUCUGGGAGUAUUGACCAGCCUUUGUACUUAUUAAAGUUUCAUCAUAGGUGAUUGUAACAUGAGUUCCUCAAGGAUAAUGGACCCUAAGGUGCGAGAGACUGAAGGAGAUGGAGAGGACACUUCAGGAAAGAAAAAAUCAAAGUUCAAAUCUUUCAAAAAGUUUUUCGGUAAAAAGAAAAGGAAAGAGACGCCGUCUUCUGCAAGCAGCAAUCUGAAGUUGUGCCAGUCAACAAGUGAUGUUGCGGCCUCUCAUGAAAUGCGCAUUAAUUAUGACUCUGAAGAUGAACUUGAGACACAUAAAGGCGUUAUGGGAAGCAGAGCUUUGUCACAUGAUAGCAUUUUCAUCCUUGAGACUGGGCAAGAGCCUGCAAGGCCAGUAAGAGUGUUUUCUCAAGAAAACAUUUCUGACCGGAUUAGAGCUUUACAGCUGAAACUCCAGCCUACCAUGAAAUUGGGACCUCCACCUCCGUUUGGACUUCAUGCAAAGCGAACAGAGGAUGCUGGGACCAGUUCUGAAGAUGAUGGAUUACCCAGAAGCCCUCCAGAAAUGUCUUUGCUCCAUGAAAGCCUAAACUCAGGCACAAGAACAAGAUUCUUUGACUCUCACAAGCACCUUAGCUCUUUGAGUUUAGCUGGAACAGGCAGUGAAGAAGAAGAACAGGUUACAUUGCGUCCUUCUAGAGCUCAUUCUACAGAUGGUCAGCUGUUCACUAGGCAUGGAAGUGCCAAAACUGGAUCUCCGCAGACAUCUGACAGUACCAUCUCACCUACUGCCAAUUUUGACACUCCACCUGAACUUUCCGUUUUCUUGGAUAAUUCUGCUGCUAAACAUAAGCUUUUAAUAAAACCCCGGAACCAGAGAUCCAGUAAAAUGAGAAGAUUUUCUCAGAGGACCCAGUCUGAAUCUCUGACUGAUUUGAGCUGUACCCCAGAAGAAGAAGAAGAAGAAGAGGAUGAUGCUGUAUUCAAACCCAGCAAUCAAGAACUGCCAUGGAGCACAGCUGCAACGCAGGAUGUGGUUUCCUGGCCAAAGCCCAGAAUGCCUGAGGACCUCCCCCCUGCUUUGAGACCAGUGAUGACUCAGCCUGCUUCUGAGCCUGCUGCUGUACAGGAAGCCCUGCUUCCAGAUAAUAAGCCGCAGGACUGCCAACCAAUGCUGGAAACAACAUGUGAGGAGUCUGAGUCCUCAUUGCUGAUAGAAGACAAAGAGCCCGCAACUUCUUCCUACUCCAGUCCAGACACAGAAGUACAAAAGCAAGAAGAUUCCUCAGAAACAGUGGGUCUGUUGUCUGGGGAUGUGAGUGAUGUGUCAAUCAAUAUUUUAAAUCAAGAAAAUAAGGAGCAUCCUACUGUGUUUCCAGUAAAUAAAAUACCAUCCGAAGAAAAUAUUUCAAUUAGUAAGAAUAGUGUUGUUUGCUUGGGAAGGUCAGAAGAAAAUAUACAAAAGGAUGAUCAGGUACCUGUGGAAAUGCCCUGUAGGGAAGAUGCAAAGAAGGAGUUUACUCUAUUGUCAGAGUCCAGCAAGGAUUUUUUCGUGGGUUCUUCCCAGCCCACAGACUCAUUCCAUGUUUCACAUCCUGCUUCCUCAGUGUGGAUGGGAUCAUCUACUUCCUGCUCUCUAGAGAAAAUAAAGACUGCACAAGAGGCAGCUGCUUCUGGUAAGGAGAACAGUCAGUCACUGGUCCACAAGGAGGAACUAUUGGGGAAGAAAGCUGAAAAGGCAGUCAAUGAACUCAGUGCCUUCAGAAAGUUUUCUGUUUCCUCUGCACGGGAGAGACCAAGAACCAGAAGCCUACACUUCCCAGAAAGAUCAGAGUUGGAAAACCCGUUAAAUACUGGAUUCUUGCUGUCCAAAGAAAAGGUCUCCUCAAGAAAUGAGAAGUGGAAAGAAGACUUGCAGAAGGGAUCAGAGCUGGAUGAGGAAAAAAGUAGCAACAAAAAGCAGACUUCGCUGGCAGAGUCUGACUCUGAGAGCACAGAACCUACAGAAAUUUUGUCUGGUUAUGUUUCUCCGGCUGUUGAUGCAGUGCUGAUGCCAAGCAAUUCUUCAGUGGUAUCCCAGAAUCAGCCAAGCUGUAAAGAAAAAAGUCCUUUUCAAGUGAAACUUAGGUCCACCUCACUGUCCUUGCAAUACAGAGACAACUCAUCACCAGAAUCAAAAGGGACUAAAAGAUACAGUGCAGAAUUUAAUUUAGAAAAUGAGGGAUUGACUUCUUUUCUAAAAGGUGAUAAGGCAGAGAUCAAAAAAUCGGCCAAUACAAAUAUUGGUGAUUCUUUAAAUGAAAAGAUCAAACCCAUAGCAAAGUCCUCUGAACAACUUAGCAGCAAACCUCCAUUGCCUAAAAAGCCAGCAUUGCAAAACAUAACCAUCCCAAACACUACUGCAAACAAGGAAAAGCAGGACAAAGCUAUGCAUUCUCCCAAAUCCAGAAGUGAAGACAGAGACUUGGAGAAACAGUCAAAUCCUGGUAAAGUGCCUGGGUGUUUUCAUGUCCUCGGACCAAUCAGCAUAUUGAGCAAGUGUGAGCUGAAGCUGAUUACAACUCUUUUUCCUAUAACCAUGUACAUAAAUAAUUUGUCAACAGAGAAAAGUGUGCCUCCCCCUGUGCCUACUGGAGACUCUGGAAGAGAUCCUGACGCUCCAUCAGAGCCAGCCUGGAUUUCCAUUGCAAGGCAAAAGCAGAAGGGCAUGCAGCAGGAGAAGGAACUUGACAGAGAAAAGCUUGUGGCUCCGGAUAUUAAGUCAGAUACAGAGAAACAGAAUAAAGAAAAGGAACAGACAGAGGGGUCAGCAAAGCAACAAUGGAGCAAAACAUCCCACUUGGCAACUAAAGUCACUUCUGAGGAGCAGAGGAAAGACACAAAGUCUGAAGCGAAGGAGCCUCUGCUGAGAACCAAUUCACUGUCGCAUUAUGUCCCUGUAGCUCCAUCACCUGCACUGGUGGAUAAGGAGGAAAUAGGCCACUUGAAGAAAGCCAGUAAUGCUGCUCCAGAUGAGCCAUCGUGGAUGGAACUGGCCAAAAAGAAAUCUCAAGCUUGGAGUGAUAUGCCACAGAUUAUAAAAUAGAAUGAUGCAAACAAAUAGCAUCUGUCAUAAUUAAGUCAACUACUUAACUGAACUUCUACAUACCAACUAAUCACAGUGAAGAAUCUCUUGAUACAGAAGAAGGGUUUUAUUAUACAGCUGUGGAGAAAGUGUGCAAUAGGUGCAGUCAAAAAGUUUACCUUCAACUUUCUAGCAAUCAGGAUUGCAAUGGCAAUGGAUUCCUUCAAUUAUGCUAAGAACAUACUUAUACUUCGGAAAAUAAAACUUUUGCCUUACGUA